Molecule: messenger RNA, 4172 nt
Organism: Dicentrarchus labrax (European seabass)
Lineage: Eukaryota; Metazoa; Chordata; Actinopteri; Moronidae
Gene: dcp1a
Product: decapping mRNA 1A
Exons: 6
Coding region: 333-1616 (427 amino acids)
Biological process (GO): positive regulation of catalytic activity; deadenylation-independent decapping of nuclear-transcribed mRNA; deadenylation-dependent decapping of nuclear-transcribed mRNA
Cellular component (GO): P-body
Molecular function (GO): mRNA binding; enzyme activator activity
Source: RefSeq, a predicted model, not a curated record
UUUACACCUCUACAUAUUUCCCCUUGGUAGCAGUAGAUGCUGCAGGGAGGCAAACACUCCAGUUGCUAGGUUACCUCAGCUUCUUGAGGGACCUUGAGUACACCUGUGUUUUAUCACACACGCACACAAAUGACACACAGGCAACGUUCAAUCAGCUAGCUAUUGUUUCAGCAAAAAUACAUACAGACAUACAGUUUGCUUUUUUUAUUUAAAUUUUAUAGUGCAACAAGUAGUCAGUUUCCCUUGGGUGACGGUGAUUGUGGUGUCAUUUGUUACUGUUUUGUUUAGUGCACCCAUUAACUUAAUUUAUCAAGGAACAAACGUCAUAUGUGAUGCUGCUUCUGCUACACGGUGUAAUAUAUAAUAUUUGUGAUUUUCUUGCAGUGGGUAUCUACAGUAUUUGGUUCUAUGACAAGAGGGACUGUCAACGCAUCGCUCAGCUGAUGGUCAAGAUUGUGAAACAAGAAGCAGACCAUGCCCAGAGAGAGUCACCAGAGAGGGCAGAGCCGCGGAGGACCAAUGGUGUCGCAGAACCACGGCCCAUCGACAUCCUGGAACUGCUCAGCAAAGCCAAGGAGGAAUACCAAAAGGCUCAGACAGGUGAAACAGAGGUGUCUGCAGAGCUUAAUAUGAAAGCAGCGAUCAGCGCCACAGAGCACGUGCACGUGCACAGCACACCAAAACCUGAAAAGCAGAGUUCUCAUACAAUGGUGAAGCAGAUCACAGUUGAGGAACUCUUUGGCUCGUCCCUCCCUAAGGACCCCUCUCUACCCACCAUGCCCAAACAGAACACCACUACUGCAUCCAGUGACCCCUCCACUGUUUUCCUCCAGAAACAGGCUUUUCCCACUCCAGCCCACCAAAACCCUCUCCUCCCUCCCCAUCUCACAGCCCAAGACCCUGGGUCAAACCAGCGACAUCAAGCCCCUGGCCUGCUCCCAGCUCCAUACACGCUACACCCCAGCCCUGUUUUCCAAUCAGUGGUCUCCAGGUCAGACCCUCAACCUCUGUGCUCGGUCUCCCCUCUCAUGGUGCCUCCUGCUGGCUCAGAGCCCCGUGCCGCUCCCCCUGGUCCUACAACACCGUCAGCAGCUGCUACGGCCUAUUUAGGACAGGAGAUACUCGGCACGCUCAAACCGUCAGUGUCAUCUGUGGGUUCGGACAUCCACAAACCUAUCCUCGCACCCAACUUCCUGCCAAGCACGCUGUUCCCACCCCACAGCUUCCAAGAGCCCAUGGGGAAACCCCUUCUCCAGCACAGCAAAGAGAUAGAUGUUUUCUCUCAACCUCCAAACCUGAUCAAACCAAUGUCUGCUGUCCCCAUGAGUCCAGGCCUUAAUGUUCCAGGGCCAGAAAUGUCUGUGCUUCUCUCCCCCAGCGCCUUCCAGCAGUCAAUCAAUAAGACAACAGCAGCCGCAUCAGUGGUCCCUCCUUCCCCCUCCGAGCCCCCCUCCACCUCUGUAGGAGCCAUAGAGUCUCCACAGGCGCCCUGCAGCAAAACACAACUACAGGAGACUCUGAUACACCUCAUUAAGAACGACCCAGACUUCCUUGGUGCCAUUCACGACGCUUACCUGCAGAGUCUGUCCAAGGACUUUAGCAACAUGAAGCUAUAGUCUACUUCAACCACCGCUGUUACUUUCCGUGCUACGACCCCUUUGUGACCUGUGAAGAAUCCAGAAGUUAUUGGGAGUUAAAAGAAGUGCAGAUAACAGGUUUAUGACACUUCACUGUACACCACAACUCUUCAGAACUAGUCUGUGUCCUGAGGGUUACUAUUAGCAUGCACCACACCAUUUAUCCCUUUGAUCCUGACUAACUUUUUGAGUUCUCGUCUGAACACUGAUGCUGUCCUGGCUCCCCGCGUUAUUGUGGAUCGUCUUUUUGUCCACUUAUAUUGAACCAGAACUACUGUGGGACAGAAUAUAAAAAUUCCCAGCGUGGCCUUGGGUUGUCGUUUUUACUUUAUAAAUAUGAUAAAACUGUCGGCCAUGUUCUGGUAAAGUUUAGCGGUUGCUGGUUUAAUUCAUUUGAGGACGGGACCACAAUGUGGAGCUUCUGUGACCUCAGAUCUUUUCUCUUUUGACCUUGGGACAGAGAAUCUUGCAGCUUGAACAUUGUGGAAAUCACAGAUGCUGCUUCUCUUAAUCACCUCACGUCUUUGGAGAUCUCGCAGUGCGAGGCUACGGGGACUGUGAUUACACUGACACUCCAACUGCUUAUUAAGAGAAAGACUGCUGUGCUGGGGACUUCAGGACUGUUGUAGCAGACAAACUGUCCCACUGUGUGGUGUUUAAAAAGGACUACUAAUUUUUCUUUCUUUACGUAUUAAACCUUCCCCCUCAAAGUAAUGCUGAGGUCUGUAUAUUUUUGGUAACAUCAGAGACUCCGAAUAGCCGUUACAGUCUUUGUGGCAUUUUGUGUUUGUCAGUGUCGGGACCGGACUGUUGAGAAACGUUUUUAACCCUUGUCCCAGGAAGAUCAAUAACUUCAGUUAUUGUUUGGAGAAGCACUUGCAGCUCAGAGCUCAGACUAAGAAUCACUUCCUCUCGGCUGCUUUUUUAAUGUUAUGUUAGAGACUGUGACGUGUUCAGAAAGACACAGACGAACGCACAAACCAGCUUCUUUGCAACCUUUCCUUUCUCCACAUUUAUCUUAUCCUUGCUCUUUCUCUCUCUUUGUCCUUCUCCUCGUCUGUGUUGUUCAUCUCUCCUCCACCAGCUGAGCUCGCAGUACUUUAUGUUCUGGGAGGGGAACGUGCAAUAGAUAACAGUCGCAAUGCCUUUAGGGAUGCCAGCAUUUUGGUGUAUUUUAGGAUGGUACAGUAGAGCUAAGUUUAUCUGAACCUCUGGGUUCUGGUUCUGCAGCUGAGCGAUAAUUAAAAUAUAAAAACACAAAAUUCUUCAUUUUGGAUUAUUGUUUACAUUCAUUCCUUUUUAAAAUUAAAUUGCUCAGAAAAUAGGGGGGACUGAUCAUUGAUAAUUCGUUUUAUAGCUUCAGUAUGUUUCAAACCAGUGGAGUUUAUACCAGUAAUCCAAAUUAAUGGUGAAAAAUAUAAACUACCUCCAUUCCUGUCAUUUUGCAGUAAAAGGCUACUGCAGCACAGAAUGGUCAACCCUGCAGACUGCAGCGGUAACGGGAAGAAGCACAUCAGUUUCUUCCUCGUGUGCAACGUUGAGUGGCUGUUGUGUGCCGUUCAUGAACAAAGAAAACAAAUCUUAUGUACAUCAGAAAAUCAGCUUUCAAAUAUUAAAGAGGUUAAUUAUGUGGCAUGUGUGCAUUUUUAAAUACACACAGCAGGUCGCUCACAGGUCUCAUUAUCCUGUUGUCACAAAAUGUUCAGCCAUAUAUAAGAUCAUUGAAACAGUCUAGAAAUAAUGUAAAAGCAUGAAGAUUUCAGUUGUGAGGUACAGUGAUGUUUGACGUCAGCAGUCGGUUCAUUAAUGAUCGGGCUCCUUUUUCACAUGUUAGCGUUAGGAUGUCUGUUCUACAGUUCUCUAAGCAAUCAGUAUACCAAGUCAUUCCAGAUGGAAAUAGAUGUUGGAAGAGGACGUUUUUUUUAAUUUUUGCAAACAACAUGAAUGAAAAAAAAUAAUGUAAUCAACCAUUGGAAACAACUUAAGGAGUGAUAUGAAUUUCUGCAUAAAUACCCGUCUUGAUUGUGAUACCACGACGUUGCAUUUGGCUCUGUUUGAAUGUAUUUGACGUUAACUCGCAGUGUGUGCCUGUCUUGUUUUCUUCUGUGUCCUGUAUAUUUAAGUUGAACUCAGAUCCACAUUCUUUCAGAACCAGCUGUUAACCAUGUUUUUCUUUUGCCAAAAUUUAAAUUUAUAAUGAAGAAAGGACACGUCUGCAGCCAGAGAGUAAAUCAAACAAUUUGUACAUUGCUUUGCCCUGUUCUAAUCUUUCAUUUCAGAGGUCAUCUUGCCAACAUUUCUGGCAUGUGUUGGUUAAAUAAACACACACAGGAAGAAUGAUUGAAUAUUUUUAAUGCCGGUCACAUAUUUAAAAUUUUAAGGUUUUAUUUUACACUUUUGGGAUAAUUUAUCUUAUUGGCCAGAGAUAUGAUUUUAGGGAAGUCUUUGCAAAUUACAUUAAUUUUCUAAGAUUGUUGUCACUGUGCAUAAUUUGGUUUAUCAUGACUAUUUUGUGAUAUUAAAGAUUUGAAAAUA